AGAUGCAGAAAUAAUGAGCUGCCUUCGAGGAAAGAGUCUUCACGACAUAUUAAACGCCUCAGACGAAAAGUUCACGUUUCGACCCUCAAUUGACGGCGCGUUCCUGCGCUCUGAUCCGGAAGUCAUAAUGACCAACCUGGCGAAGGGUGACAACUCUACAGAGGAUAUUGGAUUUUUGCACGUGGAUCUGAUGCUUGGUCUGAACAACAUGGAGGGUGGGGCUCAUGUUGCGCUGCUGUGGGCGGAGCAUUUGAACACCACGUACAAUGAGUUCAAUGUAAGCAGGACAGACAUACGGAACAUCGUAGUUCCCAUUGCUAUAAACCUGACUUUCGGUAGUGACAUAUCGCAAUCUAUUACGCAGACCGUUAACUUUCAAUACAACGACGUUAAGGGUGCUGACGAUCCCCAGCGUCUACGGCAGCGCGUCGUUGACCUCUCCACGGAUAUAGACGUCGCGGCACCGCUGGUUCGAACCGGAAACCUUCACGUACUGGUGGCACAAGGUAGCACCUACCUUUACCAGUUUUCGGAGCCUUUGAAUCUUACGCAUGCGCCUGUUUGGUUUUCGGGAGCCAACCGCGCCAACGACGUCAUUUUUCUGUUUGGAUUCAGUGAGCGAGGUCUGCAGUUUGUGAAUCACGUGACGGGAUUCACGCCGACCGUGGAACAGAGGGUGCUGUCAACAAGGCUCAUCAAAAUGAUCGCAAAAUUUGCGAGAACUGGAAAUCCUAAUCCGCUAAACGCCGCUGGCGAUCCUCAGUGGCCUGAAUAUGACGCCAUGAGCAUGUCGUACCUAGACAUCUCCGCAGCGCACGUGAGCCCCAAACACCACUUCCGGGAGCCAUUCAUGACCUUCUGGACGAGCGUGGUACCGGAACUGCUCACUGCGACCUCGCAGAAUGCGACUUCUCCGCUUGUGUGCCCUGAGGAAAUCGGUCACACGAUUAAAGUAAACUUAGUCACUGCUGAAAACAUCAUCAUCGCUCUCUCCAUAGUCUCCUUCUGUCUGCUAUGCGCAUGCGUGUUGCUCGUCUGUUUAUCGGUAGCGAGGGAGCCGACAUUGUAUAUCAACAGCAAUAACGCAGUGAUGAAGACCCCAAACUUGAGCGAGACCCCCUCUCUAUCCAGUCCGACCGACAGCUGACUCAAAGCGUCAUUGUGGGUCCUUUUUUAAAGCGCAGAAAAUGUGAAGCAAAUCCAUAAAAUGAGCAUUUUUCUGGGAAGAUUGGGCUUAAUGCAUGUGAGUGAAGUGUCGUCCCAGAUAAGCCUGUCCAGUCCGCAUGUGAGUGAAGUGUCGUCCCAGAUUAGCCUGUCCAGUCCGCAUGUGAGUGAAGUGUCGUCCCAGAUUAGCCUGUCCAGUCCGCACAGGCUAACCAUGGACGAUACUUUCCGCCUAGAUUGGGCUUAAUGCAUGUGAGUAAAGUGUCGUCCCAGAUUAGCCUGUCCAGACCGCAUGUGAGUGAAGUGUCGUCCCAGAUUAGUCUGUCCAGUCCGCAUGUGAGUGAAGUGUCGUCCCAGAUUAGCCUGUCCAGUCCGCAUGUGAGUGAAGUGUCGUCCCAGAUUAGCCUGUCCAGUCCGCAUGUGAGUGAAGUGUCGUCCCAGAUUAGCCUGUCCAGUCCGCAUGUGAGUGAAGUGUCGUCCCAGAUUAGCCUGUCCAGUCCGCAUGUGAGUGAAGUGUCGUCCCAGAUUAGCCUGUCCAGACCGCAUGUGAGUGAAGUGUCGUCCCAGAUUAGCCUGUCCAGUCCGCAUGUGAGUAAAGUGUCGUCCCAGAUUAGCCUGUCCAGUCCGCACAGGCUAACCAUGGACGAUACUUUCCGCCUAGAUUGGGCUUAAUGCAUGUGAGUGAAGUGUCGUCCCAGAUAAGCCUGUCCAGUCCGCACAGGCUAACCAUGGACGAUACUUUCCGCCUAGAUUGGGCUUAAUGCAUGUGAGUGAAGUGUCGUCCCAGAUAAGCCUGUCCAGUCUUAAUGCAUGUGAGUGAAGUGUCGUCCCAGAUUAGCCUGUCCAGUCCGCACAGGCUAACCAUGGACGAUACUUUCCGCCUAGAUUGGAUUUUCUUUUAAAAGAAAUCUCCUUUAAAAGAUUAUUUUCCACAAAAGCGGAAUGCACAGGCUAAUCUGGCAUGUCACUUUAUGCGCAUAUAUUAAGCCAUAUUGUCCAAGAACGCGGCUCAAAUCAUAAACUUGUAUUAUUUAUUUAUGUUGCAGUCGGUUACGUUAGUAUUAUUUUUGUUUGAGCAAAAUUCCAUUUAAAUCAUUAACCUCUAGAUUUCUAACAAAUAACUUGACAUAUAUUACAUAUUCUAUUCACUAGCUUGAAGUACAUUGGACGUUUUAUUGUCUUGCCAGUAGCAAGUAUCUCGCCAUUUUAUAAGUAUUCAAAUAUGUUCGUAUGAACUGAAUGUUUAGAGCAUUUUGCGUGGUUUUCGACUAAAUUUGAUUGACGACGAUUGUACAACUGAUUGUUUAUAGUAUAUAACAUGUACGCUUAUGUGUUCUAGUAUUAAUGUAAAAAAUAUAUGUAUAUAUUAGCGCGUUUAUUUACAAAUUGUAUAAAGUAUGUAUAAGUU
Messenger RNA from Dreissena polymorpha, 2572 nucleotides. RefSeq names its product acetylcholinesterase-like. Bases 14 to 1147 code for a protein of 377 amino acids. NCBI's taxonomy places the organism in Eukaryota, Metazoa, Mollusca, Bivalvia, Myida, Dreissenidae. The record is from RefSeq and is a predicted model, not a curated record. The transcript is spliced from 2 exons.